Daldinia childiae is the source of this 267-nucleotide messenger RNA. RefSeq lists its product as uncharacterized. The record is from RefSeq and is a predicted model, not a curated record. Bases 1 to 267 code for a protein of 88 amino acids. NCBI's taxonomy places the organism in Eukaryota, Fungi, Ascomycota, Sordariomycetes, Xylariales, Hypoxylaceae. The transcript has 3 exons.
AUGAAGCCCGUCGUCAGUUCUAUGCAAGCUUGGUCUUGCGUGGUUAUUUCCGUCUUUGCAAUUGUCAUCCUCUCGAUUCUCGGCGGCCUCUACCGACACAAUCACCACGAAUUCAUAGGGGGCGCCGAAGACCCCAAAGACGGCCAAGCGGUUGCGAGCACCGUGUUUACCGCCGUUAUCGUAUAUGCUGCUUUCCUGGUAUUCUGCGGCCUUCAGGGCUUGUUACACCUACGUGAAAACCGACGGGGUGCUAUUGCGCUGUCGUAA